This is a messenger RNA of Fragaria vesca subsp. vesca, 1296 nucleotides long. Its product is annotated as methyltransferase-like protein 2-like. The transcript is spliced from 9 exons. Lineage: Eukaryota; Viridiplantae; Streptophyta; Magnoliopsida; Rosales; Rosaceae. Gene Ontology annotation, cellular component: RNA N6-methyladenosine methyltransferase complex; nucleus. Gene Ontology annotation, molecular function: nucleic acid binding; methyltransferase activity. Bases 15 to 1247 code for a protein of 410 amino acids. The record is from RefSeq and is a predicted model, not a curated record.
ACCUAAAUCUGAAAAUGAAGGACUCCAAAACCACCGAUAAGCUCACCGAGUUUUUGAAAUCCGGGAUUUACCGGUUCGAAGAUUCCAACGCCGUUUUCAUCGACCCGAUCCGAGUGCUCAACCGCUCCUACUCCCGGUUUAGGGUUUCACCUUCCGCUUACUACUGUCGCCGAUUCGAAUCCACGUGUCCGCCGGAGCCUACCGUCGCUUCAAGUUCCAGAAAGCGGAAGCGGAAGGAGAAGAAGAAGCCUCAGGCUCUCAACGACAGAGAACAAGUCGCCGAUCGACGCCACCAGGAAGUGAGAGCUUUGUUAGUGAAGGCACAUGAAUCUUUGAUGAGAUCAAGUGAGGUGUUAGAGGUUAUGAGCAAUUUGAGAGGUUCUGAAACUUGGUCUCCAGGUGUUGAACAGUCGUUUGUUGAACUCGCAUUGGUUUGGCAGGCUCCUCUUUACGAGAUUAGUCUGAAUUACAAAGCAGGGGAAGAUGGAGGCUCGCAUGCCACGCAAGACUGUGAGCAAUGUGUUCUCCCUGUGUUUAACAACUUGGUCGUAAAUGAGAGCAGUAAUGAUGUGGAGGCUGAAGUUUUGAAGAGUCGAUAUAUUUUGCCGCCAAAGAGUUCCUUCUACAUGUCAGAUAUGGGGCAGAUUCGCAAUCUAAUUCCUGCUGAGUCUGAUUGUGGCUUCAGUGUUAUAGUUGUUGAUCCACCUUGGGAAAAUGGCAGUGCUCGACAAAAGUUGAGGUACAAAACUUUGCCCAACCAUUAUUUCUUAUCCAUUCCGAUCAAGCAACUUAGUCACACAGAUGGAGCACUUGUUGCAUUAUGGGUAACAAAUAGAGAGAAGUUGCGUGAUUUUGUUGAGAAAGAGCUGUUUCCUGCUUGGGGAGUCACACAUGUUGCUACUUUUUUCUGGUUGAAGGUGAAAGCUGAUGGUUCCUUGAUUUGUGAUUUAGACCUAUUCCAUCAUAGGCCAUAUGAGUGCCUUCUUGUGGGCAUCUAUCAUGGGAAGGUUAUGAACUUUGAACAGUUAUUGGGAUCAGAUCAUAUACCAGAUAAUCAAAUUAUAUUAAGUGUACCGGGGGAUUACUCAAGGAAGCCCCCAAUUGGAGGAUUGUUACAGGAGUUUGCUCCCAGGCUCAAAGGUGGUCGAUGCAUUGAACUAUUUGCUAGAGAAAUGACAUCCGGAUGGGUUUCUUGGGGAAACGAACCCCUUCAUUUUCAGGAAUCCAGGAAUUUUGUAAUCGAAUAGAGCUGCUAAUAAUUUUGUGUGUGUGUGUGUGGAAAGGAUCAGUGCUACU